ACAUGGAAGAGCGCUUCUGCCAUAAUACAUUGUAUAUUAUAUAUUUAUAUCAUAUACGACAGCUCCAGCCUCCAUGUGCUGUGUGUCAAUUGUUUUAUAAUUGUCAAAUAACUGUUUACUGUAUUGUUUAUACUACUAGUUUCGCAUAUUUUAUUUAUUCUUAGUUGCUUACUUUGUUUCAAGAGAACCCCUGCAAAAGGUCAAGUGAUAUUGAACUUGCUGUUAUAUUUAGAGAUCAGUUGAAAUUUAUCAAUUGAACUAUAAACAUGGCUGCUAAUGGAAAAUUGGCACUUUUAAGUGUCUCUGACAAGACUGGCCUCCUGCCACUCGCGAAAUACCUGUCUGAGAUCGGUCUCAACCUCGUUGGUAGCGGUGGCACUGCUUCAGCACUGCGCAGUGCUGGUCUGAAAGUGCUCGAUGUGUCGGACAUUACGGGAGCCCCGGAAAUGCUGGGGGGCCGAGUUAAAUCCUUGCACCCGGCAGUACAUGCAGGGAUUUUAUCAAGGCUCACGGACUCCGACCAAGCUGAUAUGAAGCGUCAGAACUACGACAUGAUCAGCGUUGUAGUCUGCAAUCUGUACCCAUUUGUCGAGACAGUAUCCAAACCAAACGUGACCAUAGCUGAUGCGGUAGAAAAUAUAGAUAUCGGAGGGGUAACUCUAUUAAGAGCUGCGGCUAAGAAUCACGACAGAGUGACUGUUAUAUGUGACCCAGCUGAUUAUGAUGUGGUUAUUGAUGAGUUGAAGAAGAACGCUGAUCGGCAAACGUCUCUGGAGACUAGGCAAAGACUAGCUCUGAAGGCGUUCACUCACACAUCGCAAUACGACACCGCCAUUUCGGACUACUUCCGUAAACAAUAUUCCGCCGGUAAAUCUCAGUUAACACUCAGAUAUGGCAUGAACCCCCACCAAAAGCCGGCCCAGGUAUUCACAACACAGGACAAACUUCCACUAACAACUUUGAAUGGGUCGCCUGGGUUCAUUAACCUCUGUGAUGCGUUGAACGCAUGGCAAUUAGUGUACGAGCUCAGUGCUGCAUUGGGGUUGCCAGCUGCGACCAGCUUCAAGCAUGUCUCGCCCGCUGGAGCGGCUGUGGGGCUGCCAUUGUCAGAGGAGGAAGCAUCAGUGUGCAUGGUCAGCGAUUUACUACCGAAACUCACGCCGCUAGCGUGCGCGUACGCAAGAGCACGCGGCGCGGACAGAAUGAGCUCGUUCGGCGAUUUCAUAGCCAUUUCCCACGUUUGUGAUGAGGUCACAGCCAAGAUAAUAAGUAGGGAGGUGUCCGAUGGUAUUAUCGCUCCAGGCUAUAGCAAAGAGGCGUUGGAUAUAUUGAAGAAGAAGAAGGGUGGCAAUUAUUGUGUUCUGCAGAUGGACCCCAGCUAUACGCCGGAAUUGAUGGAACAGAAAACCAUCUUCGGCCUAACCCUAGAACAGCGCAGGAACGACGCGAAAAUAACAACGGAAUUAUUCAAGAACAUUGUGACAAAUAAUAAGAGUUUGCCAGAAAACGCCAUUAGGGAUCUGAUUGUGGCAACUAUCGCAUUGAAGUACACGCAGAGCAAUUCCGUGUGUUUCGCGAAAGAUGGCCAGGUGGUGGGCAUAGGCGCGGGCCAGCAGUCGCGCAUCCACUGCACGCGGCUGGCGGGCGGCAAGGCGGCGCUGUGGUGGAUGCGGCACCACCCGCGCGUGCUCGCUAUGCGCUUCAGGGCCGGCGUGACCCGGGCGAUCCAGGCCAACGCGAUCGACAACUACGUGAGCGGCACUGUUGGAUCAGACCUCCCCCUCGACCAAUGGAACGGUCUGUUCGAGGGAGCAGCGCCAGCGCUCCUCACGGAAGCGGAGAGGAGUGAGUGGCUCAGCAAGCUGGACAAAGUGGCGCUAGCUUCGGACGCUUUCUUCCCGUUCAGAGAUAAUAUCGAUAGGGCUGCGCAGGUUGGUGUGGAAUACAUCGGCAGUCCAGCUGGUUCGAACAACGACCAAGAAGUUAUUGAGGCCUGCAAUGAACACAAAAUCACGCUGGCACACACGAACCUUCGAUUGUUCCACCAUUAAAAAUUCGAAUACUAAAACAUUGUACAGAUGUAUCUAUGAUUGUGAAACAAUCAGUUUCAAUAAUAAAAAGUAAUAAAAUAUAGAUAUUUGUGCUUGGCACUUUUUAUUCCAGAAAUAAAUUAAAAUGCAUACACUAUUACAAAUAGUUUUUCAUAUCUUUUACAAUUAUAGAUCUGUAUGAGUCUCUUAUUCUCGAAUAAUGUUUUAUAAAAUGCAAUGUUGUUUUUUAUUGUUUUUUUUAGCCUGUAUUAUUAAUCGUGUUAAGGUAUUUUGUUUGUAUGAAAUGUCUUCCAAUUACAGUAUGAAUUGUCUUUAGAAGACUUUGACAUUCCCUUUAUUCUGUAGUGUUAUAAGUGAAAUAAAUGUUUAUAAGAUA
Molecule: messenger RNA, 2427 nt
Organism: Zerene cesonia (dogface butterfly)
Lineage: Eukaryota; Metazoa; Arthropoda; Insecta; Lepidoptera; Pieridae
Product: bifunctional purine biosynthesis protein ATIC
Exons: 11
Coding region: 267-2051 (594 amino acids)
Biological process (GO): 'de novo' IMP biosynthetic process
Cellular component (GO): cytosol
Molecular function (GO): IMP cyclohydrolase activity; phosphoribosylaminoimidazolecarboxamide formyltransferase activity
Source: RefSeq, a predicted model, not a curated record